AUGGCAAGUCUGUCUGAGAAGUUCAAACAAAUGGGAAUGGAAAAUCUUGAAAGACAGAGGAUGAUGGCAGCUUAUGAUAUUCCUCCUAAACUCAUCCGGGAAGUUUUUAGACAGAACUCUGCCCCAAACAACAAUACCAGGAAACCAAACACCAAUCGUUACUCUGUCUCUUGCUCUGAGUUAAAAUCUGGCAACAGUGAUCUGUCUCGCUUGUUAUCUGAUAAUCUGUCUCAAUCAUUUAAUAAUCAUAUUUAUACCAAUACACCAUCAUCACCAAACAGAAAUUUCUCCUCAGAUGCUAGUCCAGGCAAUUUCAACCAUAAUUAUCAGAAAAAUAAACCUUUGACCAUCAAUCCAUUAUGCAUUAUUGAAGAUGAAGCAAGGACUGCUUUUGAUCGAUCCAAAAGGAUGGAAGCAAUGCAAAAACUCCAGAAGCAAGAAAAUGACCUCCAUAAAGAAAUUUCACUUUUGGAUGAGAUUCUUUUAGUCUGUAAGAAAGAUGAUCCUGCUGCUCAGAUGGCUCGAGAAAAAUUCAGUUUCUCUGAAAAAGCUUCUAGUCUCCCCAACAAAUCCAAAAAAGAAACUGAUACUUCAUCAAAAUCUGUUCACUCUUCCACUGAAAGUUCUCAUAAAGCGUCCUCAAGUCAUACAGACUUAACCAAGGUGAAGAAGAGAACUAAAAUUUCUGCUCCUUUACCCUAUGUUAAUCUGUCAGAGUUUGAUGUUGGUGAAGAUAAUGGACAUGUUCAUCUUAGUAAAGAAGGUUUAGUUACCGGAGCUAGUACCAGAAGUCUUAACAAAUCUCCAGUACCCAGUACAGGAAGUCCAGCAAAAAGAUCCAAUGAGUCCUUAAAUUCAUCUCGGUCUUCUGAUUACCACAAUCAACUUACUCCAGCAUGGAUCAGGGAACCAAUUUAUGCUAAUGAACCUCCUCCAAGACCAGAAACACCCCCGCCAGAACUUCCACCCAAAGGACCAGCGUUGUUGCGGAAAAAUAGACUUAGUCGAAACUCAACAUCAUUUUCAGCAAGUACACCACCACCUAUACCGCCCAGUAGAAAUCGCAGCAGAUCUCUAGGAUCACAAGGCAAAAAUGGUAUCAACAGUACUAAGAAUCAGUCAUAUGACCAAGUUGUACCCGUGCCUGUACCAGUACCAUCCAAACCAGUAGUGGAAGAUACUUAUUUAAUGAUGGGAGAUUUCCCUUGUGAACCAAGAGAAAGAAAGAAGUCAAUAACAUACAAUGAUUCCCAGGAUCAGCGCAGAUUGUCUAAAGGCAAUGCAGAUGUAAUGAGCUGCUACAUGGAUAUGGCAGCUAUGUUCCAAAAAGAAUCAUCAUCAUAUGUAAAUAAGGAAAUUAGGAACAGAAGUCCCAUCUAUGAUACAAUUGAUUGCCCCACAGAACAAGCUCCAGCACCGCCCAUUAGAGAAAGCAAUUAUAUGGUUAUGGAGGCCAAAAACAUUCGUAAGAGAUCAGUUUCAGAAGAAAAACCAGUCAAUACUCCAUCAGCGUCAGUGGAAACUGGAAGUCCAAUAAUCACAAAAAGGAACUCAGUCAUACAGAAAUUGCAAACUCUACAGACUUAUGUGAGUACUACAAAGGCUGGAGAAGCUAAAGGCUCCCAAGUUACUCCAAAACCAGUUAUGCCUUUUCAGAAUCUUAUAGACUUCCAGCCACAAUACAAGAAACCUGCUGGAGUUUAUGUUAGCCAUAUUUCAAAUCAACCCACAGCUCAAGAUGAAGCUACUGCAUCUCCAGAACCAACUACUAAGGAAGGUUUUUUAGCACGUUUUAAGAGAAGAAACUCCAAAGAUCAGAAGGCAACUCAAAGUACUGAAAAUUUGAUGUUUAAUAUCAAAACAUCUAGAUCUAAUAUCUUAGAGAAAAGUCAUUCUGAAGAUUGUGAAUCCAUCAAAUCAUCAACUUCAAGCAGUCCAGUGAAGAUCAUUCGGCAGAGAUCAUCUAGUUUUCCAAACAGAAGAAGUUUCCAAGAGGAGGAGAUAGAAACCGACAAGUUGGUCAAUGAAUCCUUAAGAGCAGAUUCUUUAAAUGAUGAGGUCUUUACUCAAUCAGAGAAAUCUAAGGAACCUUUAGAAACAUUUCAAAGCAAAUCUUCUAUUAAGCUGAACAGUUCCAAUAAAACAGAAAUCCAAGAAGAUGUUAACAAAGAGAUGAGAGUGUUAACAGUUCUCCAUGUGCAGCAAGAUCCUCCAACCAAGAACCUUUACUCCCAUUUUGAUUCUUCCCAAACAGAUGAUGAAAAAAUGAUAGCUUUGUUGGAUGACACAAGUCUAAAGAAACCAACCUACACUUUUAUGUCAGAAUUAAAAUCCAAGCUCACGUUGUCUUUGUCCAAAAUUGGGUAUGAAGGUGUAUAUCCCGAAGAGGUUGCUCCACCCUUACCACCUUUUCUACCUCCCAAAAAUUAUAAACUGUACCCCACUUUGUCACCAGUGGUAGAAACAACACCUUCUUCAACACCACAUUCAAAUGAACAGGAAUCCAUUUAUGUAAUGAUGAAAGAGCCUAAGAACAAGCGGACAUCCACAGCACCACCUCAACAAGGGACCAAAGCAGUUGAUGUGGACUCUGAUAGUGAUCCCAGUGAUAUUUCUAGAGAUAGUCUCACAGAUGAUAUCAGUUUAACAGUUUAUCAAAGAGCUCUUCUUCAAUGUAAUCAUUUGUUAGUGUCCGUGGAAGACAUUAGAUCACGCUUAGAACAAGAUGAUGAUAUAGUGUCGUUAUCAUCUAAUGAAUAUCUAGAUACAAACAAUUAUUCUGACUCUAUGAUAGAGAGUAGCCCUGCAAAAACUGUCUUACGGCCACGUUUUGGAUAUGAAUAUGCUAUUAUUGAAAGGCGUACUGCAUCAAGUGAAUCUUCAAACUCACCUACUAGUCCCUCUACCAAUUCCGUGUUUACUUUUGAUAUCCAUGAACCUGGUGCUUCCAAUGUGGAAGGAACUGGUACUAUACGUUCCCCGAUCACUAAUAAAUCCAAAAGCAGUAAAAGUGAUGAUUCAGUCCCCACAUCUCCGUGGAUUCCCUUACCAAAUAAGUGCCUUAAGAAACAACUCAGCACUGCCAGACUUCGUGAUAGGACUAGAAAUGAUAGCGUAUCUAAUAGUGAUAGUGCCCCUGCCAAAGAGCGUCACAGUAGUGUAUCCUCAACACAACGUAGUGAUAGCAUAUCGCGGAGAAGUAGUGUUUCUCGGAGACGUUCAGAAAGUUCAUCUAGAACUAGCAGACGUCGAACUAGUAGUGUACGAUCAAAAUACGGUACUGAUACUUCUAAACCUUUAUUAAAACGAUCAGAAAGUUAUCAUCAAGAAAGUGAUAGUGAUUCUGAAAGUGUCAAUAUUUCCCUCCAUGGUAUCUCUGAAAGUGUCUCGUAUCGUAAAGACAUCACAUCCAGUUCUGCCUUGCGUUUGAUGGAAGGAACGGGGAAAAAAAGUGAUGUAUACUUGCAUUUAUGGGAUACGAAAGCUGGAAAGUCAACAUCGCCUAAAGCCUCGGUUAGUUCUGAAUCACCUCCUAUUUCUCCUAAACACGCCUUUUUACAACCUUUGACCCCUAUCAGUGAUGAUCAGGAGGAAUUGAACUAUCUGGUGAUGGAUCUAGGUCCUCCUUCAAAUUCUCUGACUAAACCAAAGAAAUCAGUGCCAAAAUCAUCUGAAGAUACUAUAGAAUAUUCAAGUAUAGACAUGGUGGCCACUGUUGCCUUAAAGGAAGCGGGUAAGGAACAUGCUCAAGAUCGAUGUGACAGUUUACGGAGGACUAGAAGUGUACUUUACAAAACACCGUUAUCUCAUCAUACCAGUUUGAAAGAGCGGAAAGGAUCUUUUACUUUUGGUAGAGACAGAAAACACAGUGCAAGUAGUGCUGUGGAAUCAUAG
Molecule: messenger RNA, 3894 nt
Organism: Lottia gigantea (owl limpet)
Lineage: Eukaryota; Metazoa; Mollusca; Gastropoda; Lottiidae
Exons: 2
Coding region: 1-3894 (1297 amino acids)
Source: RefSeq, a predicted model, not a curated record